CUGUGCCGUACUGAAAUGAAUGUCAACAUUCGAAGUUGCAUCCAUGAGAUGUCCAGCUCACACCAUGCCUCUCAUUUAGCACCCGGGCCUCCGACUCCCUCUCAGCCAUGGCGACAUUCGCUCUUUUAUGCUUCGUGCUGCUCAAUCCCUGUUUGAUCCCUAACGUUUCCGCCAAGGAAGGAUCCAAGAGUGUUGUGAGAUGGGACCCAACCAGGAGCCAGGUUGGCAUCGGUCUUGCGACCCCUGAUUUGUUCUACUGGGACCAAGACAGCAGAGUCACAACGGACUACUAUGGGGCGUUCAUCUUCGACCUCAGGCUCACAUCUGACAACCUCACCGUCCUCCUGAAUGGGGAGCCUAUCUUGCCCCGCGCGCGUGCAUACGUGCCAGCUCGUCUCCGCGCCCCUCAAGUCGGGUUGGUCGAGGAUAGUGGUAGAUACCGACCCAUAAAUCUGGGAAAUCGGACUGUGAUGGACUUGGAUUAUUAUAUCGAUUCACCGGAUACAAGCUCUUCAACCUCCAUAUAUAAUACGAAAUACAACCCACGUAUCAUAAUAGAUAUUCUCCGCGUCCGCAUACCCACUUUACCGGGCUACAGCGCGCCCCUGGCCUCUAAUGCGCAGGAAAAUAUAUGGAUUUGGCUCGAGGAUCUCUCUGAACACCCGCCGGGUACGCCAUAUGCCAAUAUACCCUUGAAAAUCAGUCGAGUACAGGUCAACAAACGCUGGUUGAACCAUGACUCAGAAGGUACUGAUACAUACAAAAGUCUGAAGAGCCUCAGAGGAUGUUAUAUCUGGUCGUGGCUCUGUGCCGACGUUGAUGAAUAUCCGUACUAUGAGUAUGUUUAUCAGGAGAACUUCGAUGAGUAUGGGAAGAAAGGUUCGAUGAGGCACUUCUUAACUAGGAGAUGGGGAAAUAUGGUGAUCUUGCUGGGGUACUGGCGCGCGGCUGUUUUGUUGGCUGUCUGUGGGAGCAUGGUAUUGUCACCAUUUAUUUAUGCUGUGUACAGGGGUGUGAAGGAUGUGUUUGACAUAUAUAAGAUGAGGAUGAAAGAGGUGGACGAUUGGGUUGCGGAUGAGGACGUUGAUGGGUGGUUGGAAAGUGACAGGCUCUUCGAGGAUUUUGGAUAUGAUGAGAAAGAGGGAGGUGCUCAGAAGAAGAAAAAGGAGGCUGCCAAAGAGAAGGAAAAGGAGGGCGAAAAAACCAAUGUCGAGGAAUUUCUCCCUUCACCACCUCCUUAUCCUGAGGUAGAGGGCAAAGAUCUCCUCGUAACAUGAUGAGCAAUUAUGUUUUGCGAGAUACCCAUUUCAUUGCUGUAAUUUUAUAAAAGUUCGAAUAGUUUCAAUCCACUUUUUGAAGCCUGAUGGAGAAAGUACGAACAAGAC
Messenger RNA from Cadophora gregata, 1385 nucleotides. RefSeq lists its product as uncharacterized. The record is from RefSeq and is a predicted model, not a curated record. Bases 108 to 1277 code for a protein of 389 amino acids. Lineage: Eukaryota; Fungi; Ascomycota; Leotiomycetes; Helotiales; Ploettnerulaceae. The transcript is spliced from 2 exons.